Messenger RNA from Phyllostomus discolor (pale spear-nosed bat), 941 nucleotides. RefSeq names its product NADH dehydrogenase [ubiquinone] 1 alpha subcomplex subunit 5-like. Bases 1 to 288 code for a protein of 95 amino acids. The transcript has a single exon. NCBI's taxonomy places the organism in Eukaryota, Metazoa, Chordata, Mammalia, Chiroptera, Phyllostomidae. The record is from RefSeq and is a predicted model, not a curated record. Gene Ontology annotation, biological process: respiratory electron transport chain.
AUGGUGGGCUUGCUAAAGAAGACUACUGGUCUUGUGGUGUUGGUGGUAUGUGAAAGUCUGCACGAGAGGCUAAGAAUAUUGUACACAAAAAUUCUUGAUGUUCUUGAGCAAAUCCCUAAAAAUGCAGCAUUUAGAAAGUACACAGAACAUAUUACAAAUGAGAAUCUGGAUAUGGUUAAAGCAGAACCAGAUGUUAAAAAAUUAGAAGACCAACUUCAGGGUGGCCAAAUAGAAGAGGUGAUUCUUCAGGCUGAAAAUGAAUUAAGUCUGGCCAGAAAAAUGAUGUGAUGGAAACCAGGGAGCCAUUAGUGGAAGAGGCUCCUGCCAACCAAUGGAAAUGGCCAACAUAAAUCAUCAUCAAAUGACUUGUGAGUUGAAGGGAAACUGAUGUAAUUAAAUGUUCUGUUAUAUUAAAAAUAUGCCCAUAUUAUUGACAUCUAAUAAUCAAGAAAACUGAUGCAGAAUAUAUUUAGGAGACUUGUUAAAACUGAUGAUGAUGAUGAUAGGGACUUAUGGGUUAGUUUUUGUUAAAGCAUCCAUUAAAAUUAUUUGAAAGAUUGAUAUUUUAUAAAACAGAGUUUCUAUAAGGUUUGAAAAUUAAUUGGAAAAAUUUCUAUGUUUCAAAGCACAGGCCAUAUAUUUGAUAGGUGAAAUAUUUUUGGUAGUAUCUCUGACACAUUUGAUUUUUUUAUUUAUUCUGACAAAACCAGGAAGAAAUUUAUUAUUGCUUAAACAAAUGUAUAGGUCACUGUUUGAAGUGAAGUAAGAGAAAAACCAUUAAAUUGCAAUUCAUUGUACAGUUGAGGAAAUUGAUUUUGUAUUUGAAAGAAAGAUUUCUUAUUUACAGUGGUAGUUGGAAAACUUAAACUUUUGUUGCACUUAAGGAAGUUAACUUUCUGGCCCUUAAUCAAACUACACCAGGAGAGAGAGUUUCUGUAAAA